CGGGGUGCAUGCGCUCGUUCGUCACGUGUGCAUCUGCCUAUGAGAUUAUGCAACCUAUGGGGUUCAGGUGAUCGUGUCUGGCAGAACCUGUUCUACAUGAUUGUGGACGUUUAAAAGUUGCAGGGUGAAGUGAUCAUAAACAGCUCGUCAUGCCAGUACCUUGCACUUUCUCGUGUAGCCGAAAUGCAGCUCUGAAGAGGCCCAAAACUGGGGCAGCCAUCUGCAAGGAAUGCUUUUUUCGAGCCUUCGAAGACGAAGUGCACAAGACGAUCACCGAUGCAAAAUUGUUUGAACGAGGAGAUUUCGUGGCGAUUGCAGCUUCAGGGGGGAAAGAUUCAACUGUCCUUGCAUCUGUCUUGCGCACGCUGAACGAGAGGCACAAUUAUGGACUCAAGCUUGUAUUGCUCUCAAUUGAUGAAGGAAUCACAGGGUACCGAGAUGACUCUUUGGAGACAGUGAAGAGGAACAGGGAUCAGUAUGGAAUUCCUCUCAAAAUCCUAUCAUAUGAGGAAUUGUAUGGGUGGACCAUGGACAGUAUCGUUCAGCAGGUGGGCAGAAAAAAUAAUUGUACUUUCUGCGGAGUGUUUCGUCGCCAAGCAUUGGACAGAGGAGCUGGGUUGCUUGGAGUCGACAAGAUUGCAACCGGUCACAAUGCAGAUGACAUGGCUGAGACAGUUGUCAUGAACAUCCUUCGAGGAGACAUUGCCAGACUGCAGAGAUGCACUGCCAUCACCACAGGUUCAGAGGGGAUGAUAUCCCGUGUGAAGCCAUUCAAGUAUGCAUAUGAAAAAGAAAUAGUCUUAUAUGCAUACCACAAGCGACUUGAUUAUUUCUCAACUGAGUGUAUUUAUUCACCCAAUGCCUAUAGAGGCCAUGCUAGGGCCUACAUCAAGGACUUGGAACGUAUCAGGCCCUCUGCAAUUGUUGCCAUCAUACAUGCAGGUGAACAAUUGUCAGCAGAGGAGAAUGUCAAGUUGCCAAGUCAGCGUUUAUGCUCUCGAUGUAAGUACAUCUCGAGCCAAGAACUUUGCAAAGCGUGUGUGUUACUGGAAGGACUGAACAAAGGACUCCCUAAGCUUGGAAUUGGCAAGAGCAGCAAAGCCAAGAGAGUCCUUCCAAGCUUGCUUCAAGCCUCCCCAAUGUCUAAUGAAAGCCUCAUGUGAAUUUGUGAUCUCAUUGACAUAAUAAUGUUACACUUUUCCCAUGCC
Messenger RNA from Darwinula stevensoni, 1208 nucleotides. The record is from the annotation of a GenBank genome assembly. NCBI's taxonomy places the organism in Eukaryota, Metazoa, Arthropoda, Ostracoda, Podocopida, Darwinulidae.